This is a messenger RNA of Pieris rapae (cabbage white), 2667 nucleotides long. RefSeq names its product alpha-tocopherol transfer protein. Gene Ontology annotation, cellular component: membrane. NCBI's taxonomy places the organism in Eukaryota, Metazoa, Arthropoda, Insecta, Lepidoptera, Pieridae. The transcript is spliced from 7 exons. Gene Ontology annotation, molecular function: phosphatidylinositol bisphosphate binding. The coding region runs from base 179 to 1153 and encodes 324 amino acids. The record is from RefSeq and is a predicted model, not a curated record.
CGCGUGGAAGCACUGAAUCAAAAGCGCAGUUCCGCGUAGUAUUGAGAGAGUAUGCGCGUAGUGAACCAGUCAGUAACGGUCGCGAUAUAUCUGAGGUCACACGUUUCAAACUCCAAAUAAAGACCUCUAAUAAUAUUUGUGCCGCGAGUGUAUAAUCUAAGUUUUUUAUUUGGACAACAUGCCAGAAUCGGAAGUUAUCACGAGAGUCAUUCUAAAUGAAGUGACACCAGACAUAUCACAGCACAUGCUCUCAGAUGUCUCCCACUUGCCGGGGGUUCAACUGGGUGACUUCUUACUCCAAUUUGAGUUGGAAGAACCCAAUGAAGCGGUCCGCGAGAUCGCCAGACGGGAACUACGGGAGACGCCAGAAAACAUCCAACCAGCUGUUGAUGAACUAAGAAGGCUUUUAGAAGCGGACAAGGAACUGUAUGUCCCCUGUGAACGCGAUACGUGGCUCAUCAGAUUUCUGCGACCUUGCAAAUUCUACCCUGAAAGUGCUUACGAGUUGAUCAAACGCUAUUACGGAUUCAAAGUAAAGCAUCACAAACAUUAUGAAGGACUAACACCAAGCAAAGAACAGAAUGUUUUCAACCAGAAUGUCCUCAAAGUUCUUCCCACGAGAGAUCAGCUCGGGCGAAGGGUGCUAGUUCUUGAACUUGGCAAAAAGUGGAACCACAACAAAUGCACACUAGACGAGGUGUUCAAAGGCUGUGUUCUCUUCCUGGAAGGCGCCAUGUUGGAGCCCGAGACACAGAUAUGCGGCGCCGUCGUGAUAUUUGACAUGGACGGCCUGUCUUUGCAACAAGUUUGGCAAUUCACCCCACAAUUCGCAAAGAGAAUUGUCGAUUGGCUGCAGGAAUGUAUCCCUCUCAGAAUAAAAGGCCUAUACAUCAUUAACCAGCCGUACAUCUUCAAUAUGGUGUUCCAGUUGUUUAAGCCCAUCUUGCAAGAGAAAUUGCGUUCUCGAAUAGUGUUUUUGGGCAAUGAUAGGGAGCUACUUUACAAAUAUAUAAAUCCUAAAUGUCUCCCUGAGAAAUAUGGAGGGAGUUUAAACAUUCCAGAUGUCACUGGGGCUCAGUGGUUGGAGCUUUUGAUGUAUUGCGAUAAGGAAUAUCUUGCGAUCAACUCUUACGGAUAUAAGAAAAAUAAGUGAUAUCCUUCUUCCUGCGACUCGUCUAUAAUUUGUGAUAUUAUUUAUUAAUAAGAAAAGACCCUGAUUCAUCUAUAGAAAUAAGUAUAUAUAUGGAAGAACAAACAUACAACAACAUUAACAUCGUGUUCUCAUAGCAUGAACUUAAACAAAAAUCCUCUAUGAAAGCGUAGUUUUAUCCUGUCAACUGUCAAAACUCGUAUAAUGACCACACACACGCACACUUAGAUGUAGAUACAAAAUUAUUUAAUAACAUUAUCUGUUCCAGCAGUGAGCUAUAUCUUGUGGUCUUAAAUAAAAUGUAGAAAUUUAAAUUAGUAAUAAUUCUACUUAUUAUAUAUUAAAAAAUGGUGACGUCUAGUACGUCGUACAAUAAAACAAUAUAUAUUAUAACAAUUUAAAGAAAAAAUAAAUAAUUUUAUAUAUAUUGUAUAUUAAUUUAAUGUUAGUUUUGUGGUGGUAAUGGAGGAAGUAUAACAAUGUGCCUUAGAUUUAGACAUAAAGUUAAGCGCGAACUAUUCUUGUCAUCUGUCAAAUGUACCUAGCAUUAUGACAGAUCUCAACCAAGAGUCAACACUCAAUAGUGAAAUUGGAAUCACUAUAAGUUAUGGUAUGCGGCAUCUUAAUUCUUUAUUCCAUUUUAUUGUUAGUAGUUUUUGUUAAGAAACAUAUCCAUAUGUAAUGUUUAUUUUAUAUCACAUUCCUAUUUUACGUUACUUUUAGACAAUUUUAUUUUAUAUUAUUAAGAUUGUAUGAUAAUAUGGCAUAGGCUGUGAAGGAAUAUCUAUGUUAAGAUAAAAUAAAUACUUAAUUCUGCUUCUGUAAAUGUCAAAUUAUUAUAAGAUUAUAUUAUGCCAUGCUUGCCUUAUAUUAAUCAUUGGUAAGAUUUGUUUUAAAAAAUACAGUCGUAAUUUUUACGAUGACUAAUAUUUAUGGGUUAAUAAUCUGUCAAAUAUAUGACAUUUGGUAUUAGAAUAAAUUUGCCCAUAGGAUAUAUAAACCUUAUUUUCUAAAGGUUGGUGUUGCUAUUAAAAAAUGUAAAGUUCGUUAUUACAAUUAGUUAAUCACUAUGGCUGAAAUCUAUACUACUUUCGUCAAACUCAUGAGCCAAACUUAACUGGAUUUAUCGUCUUUCUGCCCUAAGAAUAUACUGAGUGUAACAAGUUCUUAGCGGCCUAAACGCCUAAGAACUUAUAACGUUUCUAUAAAUACCGGAAUAAUUUAUGUCAAAAUACAGUACAUGUUUUACAUAUAGAGCUGUAAGCGAGAGGACUUAAUUUAUGAAGCAUUAUUAAUUUCAGUCCUUAAACACGAAUGAUAUAACAUAUCUAUUUUUGGGUAUGCAGGGUACUGACAAUAAACUUAAUAAAUAUAUCUUUAACUUUAAUUCAUAUUAUAAAUAUUUAUUUCUUAACACUCAGAUAUUAUAUACUUCGAAUUUAUGAAUUAUAGUUUAAGGAAUUAAUGGGUUAAAGAAGCGUAUAAAUGUAAUAUAAUAAAACAAAAAUUAUUUUAAA